Molecule: messenger RNA, 357 nt
Organism: Eutrema salsugineum
Lineage: Eukaryota; Viridiplantae; Streptophyta; Magnoliopsida; Brassicales; Brassicaceae
Exons: 1
Coding region: 1-357 (118 amino acids)
Cellular component (GO): nucleus
Source: RefSeq, a predicted model, not a curated record
AUGGCUUUUUCGGAGGAUUUUCCGCCAGAAAUCAGGAAAGAUGUGAAGAGAAGAAGCAGAAAAAGACGAAUGGCAAAAAAGAAAGACCUUGAAGAGCUAAUUAGCGUCGCUACAAGAGCCGCUCAUGUUGCAAGAGACAAAGGAUUCUACAUCGCCUCUCCUGAAGCCAUACAAUGCGUUGAAGUUCUCAGAAUCAUUCGAAGCUUGCCUCUUACUCCUCGUCUUAUUACCAAAACUGACGCCUUUCGCGCUCUUCAGUUCCUCGCCAAGAAUGGUAACCCUAAAAUCCGGUCUGAGUCGAAAUCCGUUGUAAAUCACUGGAAGCGCAUUUUUGCAAACGAAAUCAAUUACAGUUGA